Messenger RNA from Ochotona curzoniae (black-lipped pika), 1097 nucleotides. It is a transcript of the gene CERS1, whose product is annotated as ceramide synthase 1. Lineage: Eukaryota; Metazoa; Chordata; Mammalia; Lagomorpha; Ochotonidae. Gene Ontology annotation, biological process: ceramide biosynthetic process. The coding region runs from base 79 to 1092 and encodes 337 amino acids. Gene Ontology annotation, cellular component: membrane. The transcript is spliced from 6 exons. Gene Ontology annotation, molecular function: sphingosine N-acyltransferase activity. The record is from RefSeq and is a predicted model, not a curated record.
AGCUGCGGCGCGUGACGCGGGGCGCGCGGCUCCGGCGGCCACCUCGGGCGGGUGCAGGCGGCGAGGCCGGAGGGCGGCAUGGCGGCGGUGGCAGCAGCGGCGGGGCCCUCGGGGCCCGAGCCCAUGCCCAGCUACGCGCAGCUGGUGCAGCGCGGCUGGGGCACCAUGCUGGCGGCCGCGCGGGGCUGCGCCGACUGCGGCUGGGGGCUGGCGCGCCGCGGCCUGGCCGAGAACGCGCACCUGGCGCCGCCCGAGCUGCUGCUGCUGGCGCUGGGUGCGCUCGGCUGGACAGCGCUGCGCUCCGCGGCCACCACGCGCCUCUUCCAGCCCCUGGCUGAGCGGUGCCGCCUCCAGCCCAGAGAUGCCGCCAGGAUGCCCGAGAGUGCCUGGAAGUUUCUCUUCUACCUGGCGUCCUGGACUUACAACACCUACCUGCUCUUUGGCACGGAGUACCCCUUCUUCCACGACCCGCCCUCUGUCUUCCACGGCUGGACGCCGGGCAUGGCCGUGCCCCGGGACAUCGCGCUCAUCUACCUGCUUCAGAGCAGCUUCUACGGCCACUCCAUCUACGCCACGCUCUACAUGGACGCCUGGCGCAGGGACUCGGUGGUCAUGGUGCUGCACCACGUGGUCACCCUCCUGCUCCUCGUGUCCUCCUACGCCUUCCGGUACCACAACGUGGGCGUCCUGGUGCUCUUCCUGCACGACAUCAGCGACGUGCAGUUCGAGUUCACCAAGCUCAACAUCUACUUCAAGUCGCGCGGCGGAUCCUACCACCGGCUGCACGCGCUGCUGGCGCUCGUGGGCUGCGUGAGCUUCAGCGUGGGCUGGUUCUGGUUCCGGCUCUACUGGUUCCCGCUCAAGGUGCUGUACGCCACGGCGCACUGCAGCCUGCGCGCGGUGCCCGGCAUCCCUUUCUACUUCUUCUUCAACGGCCUGCUGCUGCUGCUCACCCUCAUGAAUCUCUACUGGUUCCUGUACAUCCUGGCCUUUGCCGCCAAGGUGCUGACAGGCCAGCUGCGGGAGCUGCAGGACCUGCGUGAGUACGAGCCCACGGAAGCACGGAGCCCCAAGCCCAGCAAGGCCGAGUGAGUGUG